AUGGACACACAAAGGCUCAAGGAAAGGAAGGUGUGCGUCAAAUACUACCUAGUUUGUGGUAUUGUCUGUUUCUUGGACUCGGCAUGGGGACAGAUCCGCUACUCCAUCCCAGAAGAGCUGGAACACGGCGCCUUCGUGGGAAACAUAGCCGAGGACUUGGGUUUGGAUUUGGAGAAACUCUCUGCGCGAAGAUUCCGCAUUGUUUCCGGCACCAGGAGACAGUAUGUGGAGGUCAAUUUGGAAAAUGGAGUUUUAUUUGUAAACGAAAAGCUAGAUCGCGAAGAACUGUGCGAGCAGAGUUUGGCGUGUUCUUUCCAUUUGCAAGUAGUGAUCGAAAACCCCCUUGAGCUGUACAGAGUCGAAGUGGAAAUUCUGGACGUAAAUGACAACUCUCCCAGCUUCCCCUGGACCGAAUUUAAUUUGGACAUUUCGGAAUCCGCAGCGCCGGGGUCCCGCUUCCCACUUGAGAGCGCACAAGAUUUGGACGUGGCUUCCAAUUCGUUGCGCACUUAUUUGCUGAGCGUCAACGAGCAUUUCACUUUGGACAUCCAGACGAGAAGUGACGGCAGUAAAUUCGCCGAACUCGUCCUUCAGAAGCCUUUGGAUCGGGAACAGCAAAGCGCGCACCAGAUGGUGCUGACGGCGGUGGACGGGGGUUCUCCGGAGAGGUCCGGAACGGCGCAAAUCGACAUCACUGUGUUGGACGCCAACGACAACGCGCCGGUGUUCGACCAGUCUUUCUAUCGAGUACGACUGGCGGAAAACGCACCCAAAGGUUCCGUUGUCAUCAAACUAAACGCCUCCGAUUUAGACGAGGGCACCAACGCUGACAUCAUCUAUUCUUUCAGCGGACACGCGCCCAUCAAAGUGCGCCAGCUUUUCCUCGUGGACGCGCGCACGGGGGAAAUCAAAGUGAAGGGGCUGAUCGAUUAUGAAAAAGCAAGGAUGCAUGAAAUUUACAUCCAGGCGAAGGACAAAGGUCCUUCCGCUGUCGCGGUCCACUGCAAGGUGCUGGUAAACGUCUUGGAUCAGAAUGACAACCUCCCAGAGGUCAUUCUAACGUCCGUGUCCACACCUGUGCACGAGGACGCGCCCCCGGGCACUGUCAUAGCUGUCAUCAGCGUCACGGACAAGGACUCGGGGGAAAACGGCAAGGUAGACUGUGAGAUCCCAAAUCUCAUCCCCUUCCAGCUCCACUCUUCUUUUCAAAACUACUACACUUUAGUGACAAGUGAUUUUUUGGACAGGGAAGCAAUGGCAGAGUACAACAUCACACUCACUGCAAGAGAUAUGGGUUCUCCACCUUUAUUUACAAGGAAAACAAUUGUGGUCCAAGUAUCCGAUGUCAAUGAUAAUGCGCCUCUAUUCAAACAACCUUCUUAUACUGUGUAUUUGACAGAGAAUAAUGCACCAGGGGCCUCCAUCUGCUCCGUGACAGCACAAGACCCAGAUUAUGGCCAAAAUGCGUACCUGUCUUAUUCUAUUAUAGAAGAUGACAUACAGAAGAUGCCAGCCUCUACGUAUGUUUCCAUCAAUUCCGAUAAUGGCAAUAUUUACGCCCUCAGAUCGUUUGACCACGAGCAGUUGAAGAACUUUCAAAUCACAGUGCAAGCUCAAGAUGCCGGCUUCCCGCCAUUGAGUGGCAACGUUACUGUGACCGUAUUUAUUUUGGAUCAAAAUGACAACGCGCCCGUCAUUUUGUCACCUCUUCCUAAAAAUGGGACGCCUCCGAUGGAAGCUGUGCCGAGAUCCGUGGACGCAGGUUACCUGAUCACCAAAAUACGAGCGGCGGAUGCAGACGCUGGCCAGAACUCGCGCCUUUUCUACCAAAUGCUCCAAGCGACUGACCCGAGCUUGUUCAGCGUGGCCUUAUACACGGGGGAAAUUAGGACAAUACGACAGUUAGUGGAGAAAGACCCCACGAGGCACAGAUUGGUCAUUCUGGUGAAGGACAAUGGCCAACUCCCCCUCUCGGCCACAGUUUCCAUCAUUCUGUCAGUGGUUGACAGCCUGCCAGAAUCUCAGCCCGAUUGGGGCGACCUGUCACUGAGCCCCCGUCACAGCUCCAACUUUAGCCUCUACUUAAUCGUGUCUCUAGGCGCUGUAUCCUUAACGUUUCUAGUGGCUAUCAUUGUCAUUGUUAGUGUGAGGAAGCUGAAGGACAGAGUGUCCAACAGAGAGUCCAACUUCCCCUCCGCAAACAUGUGCUGCUGCUGCUGUCGUUCGGUUUCGAGCGACUCUGACCUCUUCAAAAAGACCAAUUUGAAUAUCAGAAUGUCAGCAGACGCAGUCGGAUGCACAGAGGUGAGCAGUAAUAGCGCACUCCCGCAAGCUUACUGCUACAAGAUGUGUCUGACGCAAGAAUCCUCCAAAAGUGACUUUAUGUUCUUAAAGCCCUGCAGUCCAGUAUUAUCUGUUCGGCAAAAUAAUACCAAAAGCUCAGACUACAUGACAUCUGGUUGGAGCGCACUGGAGCGUAACCAUCUUGCCAACAAUAGAACCUCAACUCCAAAAGAGCUUAAGAAUUCCAGCAAGGAUUGGACCUGGACCAAGAAUCAACGGAAUUCAGCAUACAAAAGAUACAGUUCUGGAAAUAUGGAAAGCACGUUAUCACGUCCACAGCAGUUUGACGCUGAUGAGUAUUUCUGCUCUGUGGCGCCACAGUAUUGGACUUGGGGAACCCAUAUGAGCGACUGCAAGACGUCUCUUCAGGACGAAAACAAUCAAAACUUCCCCUGGACUCCGAAGCGCAAUCAGCCUCAGACUGAUGUAGUCGACGAUCAACACCGUGUGUAUAUUCCCUCUGAAGCACCUGACUACCAGCACAAUGUGUAUAUUCCUGGCACCACAUCAGGCUACAGCACACUCAAACUUGCGCCCCGGGGUGACCUAGAUGUAUACAAUACCUUUUCUACUUUUGGGAAGAAAAAGAAAUUAAUCUCUAAAUAUGAACAGCCUUAUGAGAAAGACGAUGGGUUCAUAAGCAGUGGUAUCUUUAAAUAA
Nerophis lumbriciformis (worm pipefish) is the source of this 3003-nucleotide messenger RNA. NCBI's taxonomy places the organism in Eukaryota, Metazoa, Chordata, Actinopteri, Syngnathiformes, Syngnathidae. The record is from RefSeq and is a predicted model, not a curated record.